ACUGAAUUAUACGGGAUUUGUCAUUAUCUAUGGCGGCCCAUUCGCAAAGUCUACAACCUCCGCACUUGUUUUUCUCCAGAAAUUCUUCGUCUCGUUCAACAAAUGCACUUACAACUUCUAGACAGCUUUUGCCGCCUUCGAUGUACACAAUGAAGCGAAAGACGACGGAAGAACCGUGGAGUUCCCUGGCAAGAACAACCAACGACAUACUCGAAUUGAAAGAAAAAAAUCAGAGACUGAGGCGUGAAUUAGAGGAUUUGCGAGCUGCAGAGAGACGCCACGACAGUGACAUUGAUGCUAGACGAAGCCUGUUGUCUGCAGCCGAAUCAAAAGCUCAACGUUUGGAAAGACAGCUGGUCGCUAGUGCAGAAGAGAGAAGGGACAUUGUGAGUGACAUGGAGACACGUUUCAGGAAGAGAGAGGAGGAUUUGCUGGAGGAAAUAAGGCAGCAAAACUUGCAGUUAGAAGAAACGAGGGAGGAGAGGAUGAGAAGUGUGACAAUGUUAGAGAGAAAGUUGGAAGAAGAACGUGGAAGUCACCAGGCAAUGGUAAGUGAAUGGCAGACGACUCUGGCUACAAACCAGCAACGGUGUGAGCAAGAAAUUGAAGAGACAAAGCAGCUGAGUGAAAGGAAAGGGAAAGAAUUGGACAGCAACAUUGAACGGCUAGAGGAAGAGCUAAGACGUUGUAAUUGUGAACUGGAAGACGAACGGCAGACUGUUCAGCAACUUCGUUCUUACAUUGGUACUUCACUACCUUCAGCUACCGAUAAUAACAAUGUUGCUAGUGUAUUAGAAGAAGAAAAUGCUACUUUGAAAAUUCAACUGCAGAAAUCAGAGGUAGAAACUGAUAGCUUCAGAUCUACAGUUGAACUGCUAAAUGUUCGACUGGCAUCUCUGAGUGAAAUCGUCAAUAUCCAGCAGUCGGAACUAUCUAAGAGUACCAAUUUCAUGAUGGGAGAAGAGAACAAAAUGCAAACCUUGUUGACGAAAUGGAGAGAGAAGGUGUUCGCUUUAUUAGUACAACAGAAAAGUCGAGAAAUAGAAGCUUCACAGAGACGAGCAAAAUCGGAGAAAGAACUAUCUGAGAUGUUGAAAGAAGUGCGAGAAUUGCAAACAGAAUGUGAGGUACAGAAGCAUUCUUUAGCCGACAGAACAGCACAACUUGAAUUACAAAGGCACCAGACGCAGAAACUUGAAGACAGUUCGAAAACACUGCAAGAGGAGAAUGCUUCUUUGACUUGCCAGAGAGAUACUGCUAUACGAUCACUUAAUGACAUAAAGCAGCAAUGUCAAAGUUUGUUUGAGUGGCUAACUGACAGGCAGUCGGCAAUACAGUGUGCAUCAGUGAAGUUGCAAUCAAUAGAACAGCGAGUUGUGUUUGCAACAGGACGAAUUUCAUUGUUGAGAGGUCUUUAUAAUCGGCAAGAAGCUGUAUGGAAGAGCAGAAUGAAUGCUGUAUUAUCCAACCAGUCUAACCAGUUGCCUGAGUCAACAAAUGAUGAGACAAGCGAUGAGGCAAGUGAUGAUACUGCACUCACCUUGGUUCCUGUUGAUCAUUUGAGGAGUGAAGUGGUACGAUUAACAAGUGAACGAGACUCGUUGUUAUUGAGAUUGGAAGAGGAUGCCGCUCAUUUAGAAGAGAGGCUGCAAUCAGUUAGAGAACAAUAUGAAACACAGCUGCAAGACAAAACAUUUGAGUCUAAUCAUUUCAGAAAUUCUCUGACUGAAGAACGCAUUCGAACUUCUAAUUUGGAAAGCGAGCUGGAGGAGUCCAGAACGUCAGUUGUUGAAUUGCAGCAAUCUCUCGCAAGCUUUCAGUCAGACAUGACUAACAGAAUGGCAUCAUCUGAAAAAAAAUAUGAAGAAUCACUUAGGGAAGCCAAACUAGCACAUGCAGAGCAGCUGUCUGAUGUCGUGACCAAGUUACAGACCUCAGAGGCUGAGUUGACGAAGACCGCUGCUGAGCUGUUCCACAUCAAACGGCAGACUGUAAGAGAUACUGAAAGAACCAAGGAACAGUUUGAACUACAAAUAGAAGAAUUAGAGCGUCAACUGAGACUGACACAAGACAAAUUACGAAGUGUUCAAUCAGAGAAAAAUAUUUUGGUGACAACAUUGAAACAGGAAGAACUCAGUUCUCGCAGUAGUCAUAUCAAAGAGUCUAGGGUUUUGUCUUCCAGAGAGAAUAUUGGAGAUAGUAGGGAACAAGUAGAAGUACAUCAACCAGAGGAUGUAAGAGUUCUCUUGGGCCAGCUGCAGUCAUUGUCUUCUGAACUUCGAAGAAUAGACGUCGAAGUACGAGACAAAGCGACGUGAGUUUGAUUCAUCGACGUGUUAUAUUAUUCAUUCUUAGUUUACGUGAUUUUAACUCAAAACAGAUUGUACAUUUGAACUAUUACUACACAAGUUGAUCGUAAUAGAUUGACAAAUACAGUUUAGUACUUUGCGGUAUUGCUACUUUCAAAUCGAGCAUUACAGUCCUCCUUGCA
Messenger RNA from Corticium candelabrum, 2491 nucleotides. RefSeq names its product coiled-coil alpha-helical rod protein 1-like. The transcript is spliced from 15 exons. The record is from RefSeq and is a predicted model, not a curated record. Gene Ontology annotation, biological process: protein export from nucleus; cell differentiation. NCBI's taxonomy places the organism in Eukaryota, Metazoa, Porifera, Homoscleromorpha, Homosclerophorida, Plakinidae. The coding region runs from base 30 to 2318 and encodes 762 amino acids. Gene Ontology annotation, cellular component: centriole.